AUGGCAGAACCUUACAAACCGGCUGCUCGAAUAAUGAGCGAGAAGAUAGAGGAACGUCUUUCAAGAGAUAUCUUGUACUGGAGGCGUAUGAAACGUUUGGCUGUGUUUCAAGAACCGGGCAACAUAUCUAGCACGUCAUUUUCACCAACAGAUAGCAAUGUGGUUGCCAGUACUUCAUCUGUCAAACUGGUGCUUUAUAACUCUACAGUUUGUGAACCUCUGGUAACAUAUGGACGUUUCAAACAAGCUGUUUACGGUGCGAGAUUUCGUCGUGAUGGCAAAUUACUCGCUGUUGGUGAUGAAGAAGGUAAAGUUCGUCUGUUCAGUUUAAGAAAGCAUUCAUUUUCUUCUGAUGGACGAAAAGCUCCGCUAAGAAUUUUUACAGCCCACACGAGUUCUGUUCACACGGUUUAA
Thelazia callipaeda (thelaziosis nematode) is the source of this 414-nucleotide messenger RNA. NCBI's taxonomy places the organism in Eukaryota, Metazoa, Nematoda, Chromadorea, Rhabditida, Thelaziidae. The record is from the annotation of a GenBank genome assembly.